AUGCUGUGUAUCGGCGAUAGAAAAGCUUAUCUAAUUGAUAAUGAGUAUGGAAUUUUCGAAAGCGGGGCUGAUAAUGAGUAUAUUUGAAAUAAAAUUAGCAUGUAUCAAACAGAUUAUUUCUCAAAAGGAGUUAAUGCUAAUUGUGAAAAUUCAGUAUAUUAUUCUACUAUGGAAGAUCACACAAUGAGCAUAUAUAAGUUUUAUUUAGAUGAAAAGAGGCUCUAUGAAAUUAAGAAUGUUUAG
Molecule: messenger RNA, 243 nt
Organism: Blepharisma stoltei
Lineage: Eukaryota; Ciliophora; Heterotrichea; Heterotrichida; Blepharismidae
Source: the annotation of a GenBank genome assembly